Molecule: messenger RNA, 1558 nt
Organism: Adelges cooleyi (spruce gall adelgid)
Lineage: Eukaryota; Metazoa; Arthropoda; Insecta; Hemiptera; Adelgidae
Exons: 5
Coding region: 637-1269 (210 amino acids)
Source: RefSeq, a predicted model, not a curated record
UUAUUUUUAUGAUACAUUUCAUAUUUUUAUAUUUACAUAGACCCUAAAACUGUGUCUUACUAUAGAAUUUAGAUCUAUUUUGUUUUCGAACUUUGCAAUAUCAACCUCUAAUGAAACGUAUAAAAAAAAUGCCGUUGAACUAAAUAAAUGACGUUAAAAAAUUAUUAACCCUUUACGGGCUAAUGACCAUAAGCGACAGGAAACAAGUUAUUAUGCCAACACACAAAACAUCAAUAUAAAACCAAUAGCUUCUUACUAUCGCGUCGAGGCUAAAAAAUCCCAUUUAGUUAAAGAGCAUAGUUAUAAAAAAUGUAUAAACUUUUAUUUAAAUUAUAGUCGUACCACGAAAAAAAACAGUAAACACCUAUCAAGCAGAAAUUUAUAUAAAUAAUAUUUUGAUCGAUAAGUUGUCAUACUCAACCAGCUAUGUAAAUUCGCAUAAAUUCACAUAGGCUAGCCUGCCAAAUAUUUCUACAUUAUACUUCAUGACGAUCGAUGUGUAAAACCAAUCACUAAGAAGCAUAUAAGUUUAAACACUGCGUCAAAAACAGUACAUCGUUUAGUAAGCUGCACUAUCAAACUUCAAAAGUUUUUUCGACAGUAUUCAAUUUACGCGUCUAUAUACACGGUCGUACAAUGAAGUUCAAUGGCUUGUGUCUUUUAUCCGUUUUGCUAGUUACUUCUUUGAAUAUCGUUUCGGGACAUAAAUGUCCUGAAUUUGAGCCUAAGGUUGGUUUCGAAAUGGAAAAGUUUCAAGGAUUAUGGUACGCCAUUAGAACGAAUUUACCAUUUACUCGAUGCCUAGCGUAUGAUUUUUACCCACGGAAAGUCAAAGCAUUUAAACCUAUUACCAAUUACCAAAAAUAUUAUGGAGCAUUGGAAGCCAAUGCAAAUUCACCAUCAGAAAUGACUUUUACUGAUAGUACACAGGAUUAUUCAAAUCCUGAAGUGAAGAAACCGUAUUUUGUUGUGAUAGACACUGACUAUGAACACUAUGCGAGUGUAUUCAUUUGUAUAAAAAGGCCAGAUGGCAAUGGCUACAUACAUAAUGUGUCCAUUUUAUCCAGAUCAGUGUCCAUGGACUCUAAACUCCUAAAUGAAUUGACCGUAAAUAUAGCUACGGCAGGUAUUCGAAAACUCACUUUGGUUAACCACGAGGACUGUAACCAUAGCAGUCUCGUUGAAAAUAGUGAUGAUCAGAAUCCCAUUGACGACGAUGACGAUCGACGACCUUACGUUUCUAUCAAAUGGAUUGAACCUACACCAUAGGGAGGCAUUUAAGUUGAUUAAAUACGAAUAAAUCUGAAAGAUUUAUAGUUCGACAAUGUAAAGCUAACCCUUAUUAAAAUUAUAAUGUUUAAUGUAAUCUAUAUAAAAUGUUAUACCAACCUAAUCUAUAAAAAAUGUUAUCAUAAUACCUUUUACUAUUGUUUAUAAUUUAUAUUUACUUCAAAAUCAACGAUAACUACAAACAUUUAAAAUUCUUAGGUCUUUUUGUUUAAUUGAAGAUCUUUUGCUUGGUACAAAUGUAUUUAUUAUGCUUGUUAAAUAAAAAUAA